Messenger RNA from Cetraspora pellucida, 826 nucleotides. The record is from the annotation of a GenBank genome assembly. Lineage: Eukaryota; Fungi; Glomeromycota; Glomeromycetes; Diversisporales; Gigasporaceae.
AAGAACAUGUCCAAAUCGACUUGCCAUGGUUCCAUAUAAUCCUAAUAAUGCAUUAAUACCAUACCAACAAAAUAAUGCAUUGAUUCCAUAUCAACAAAAUAAUGCAUUAAUACCAUUUACUCCUCAAACAUCAAUAAUGAAUAAAUGGAAAGUUCCAUGGAUGUCAGAUAUGGUAAUGAUUAGAAAACGUCCAACGAAAGGAAAAUUAUGUCAACAUUGUGGUGCAAUGGGACAUAGAAAUCGAAAUUGUCCUAUUAGAGCAGCUAAUGUAGCUGUUAGAAAUUUAAAUAAUAUAAAAAAAUCUGUGAAAAAAUAUUUUGAUAAUCCAACAUUAAAUAUAAGAUCAUGUUACUGUUGUGGUGAAAUUGGUCAUAACAGAAGAAGUUGUCCAAUAAAUAGAGCUAAUAGAGGUUAUUGUAUUUUUCGUGAGCAUAGAAAAACUAUUAAAAAAGGUAUAAAUGAAUUUAGAAAAUAUUAUGGAAUAAAUAGAAAACUAUUUGUUAAUAUACCAUAUCAACAACAAUAUAUGAAUAUACCACAACAAUCAUUUAUUUUUUAUAAUCAAAAUAUUCCUAAAAUACCAAAAAUACCAAGAAGACUUAGAAUUCCAAAUUAUAUUGCUGCAUGUGGAUGUUGUGGUAACGAAAACCAUAAUCGUUAUGAUCCUCAAUGUCCAUUUCAAAAUGGAUUAAUACAACCAUGUUUAAAUCCUAGAUUAAUAAAAUCAAUUAGAGAAUUAAGAUUAUGGUAUGUUGAAAAUAAUAGACCAAUACCACCAAAUAUUGGAAUUGGAUUACAACCACCAAGACCAAAUCAACCACCUCCU